Protobothrops mucrosquamatus (brown spotted pit viper) is the source of this 3493-nucleotide messenger RNA. RefSeq names its product unc-13 homolog D (gene UNC13D). The record is from RefSeq and is a predicted model, not a curated record. The coding region runs from base 1 to 2973 and encodes 990 amino acids. The transcript is spliced from 30 exons. Lineage: Eukaryota; Metazoa; Chordata; Lepidosauria; Squamata; Viperidae.
AUGGAGCCUGAGAGUGAAACCCCAAUGAUGGAAAAACCCCAAGAAGACAGCGAAAACAUGGAUCUCUCCCAUAAAUUACCUAAGAGACAGCUCACCCUGUUGUACGAAGAGGUCCUUUAUACCAUUCUCCAUCGUGUGGGCCAAGUGGAACAGAAUCAUGUUACUGAUUCAGAUGAGCUCUAUGAAUAUGUGCAAAAGGCCUUCAGUAUUGAUCCAGAAGAGCAUCAAAUUAUAUUACAGAGGGUCAAAGAGCUAGAGAGGCCAAUUUUUUGUCUUAAAGCCACGGUGAAGCAAGCCAGAAGUAUUCUGGGUAAAGAUGUCAGUGUGUUCCUUUGCAUUGGUCAUGUUUUUUUAACUGUUUCUUCCAGGGAGUUUGAAGAUAUAGAAAACGCUGAAUUCCAGCUAGAUAUAUGGGAUUUUGAUGCUGUUGAACCUGUACGGCAGAAACUGGAGGAACUGACUGACCUCCGUGGCCUGAAGAGAAUUAUUAAGGACGCUCGUAAAAAUAAAGGACAAGACGAUUUCCUGGGAAAUGUGGUCAUUCGUCUGCAGGACCUGCAUUGUCGGGAGGAUCGCUGGUACAGGCUGGAACCUCGCACUGAUACUUACCCCAACCGAGGGCAUUGCCACCUGCAGUUUCUUUUGGUACAUAAGAAGAGAGCUACUUCGGCCAGCAAGACACAGGCAAAUUACACAGUUCAUCGGCAACUUCUUCAGCAGAUUGUUUCAUAUGAGAUUCUUCAAUACCAGGCUGGCAGCACUUCCUGGGAUGGAGAGUUAAGCAAAUAUGCCGGUACUAUCCUGUAUCUACACGCUACUCAAAAAGACAUUUCGGAUUUCCACCAAGACUUGGUGCACUGGCUGGCUUACAGCAAGCUCUAUCAGUUCUUGGAGUUCAACAGCAGCUGCCUGCUCCAUCAGAUAACCAGCAUAGAAUAUCAAUGGAUUCAAGGCCGAUUACGAUCUGAGCAGUUCUGCCAGUUCUGUGAGACCAGAAGAUGGAAAGAACCUGAUAUCUCCUUGAGCAUCAGGAAAAGAGAGAAGCCCGAAGCACAUAAGAAGGUUUUGGUCCAAAUGUGUAAAAUGAAAGCCUUCAAAGAACUUUGUACUCCGACUCCUGAUCUUGAAGAAAUGGUAAUAGAGGCACUUAAGACUAUGGAGGAAUGUGGCAAAGCUCUGGUCUGUCUUCUUCUGGAGGUGAAUGCAGAUCUCCAAGAGUGCCACAACACCUGGAACAAAUAUUUCAUCAGCACCAUGAGACUAGAUCUCUUCUCAAUUGCAUAUCUUAAAAUGCAGGAACUGGUUUCUCGUUAUGUCAAAGAGCAGCUGAGCAAGAUUGACAGCGGCAUGUCCCAAUUAACAGCAGAGAGCCUUUUCCAACUUUAUCUCAGCAUGAAGGAGUUCUAUCGCAUGAAGGAUUUUGUGUGCAGCAGGGAUACCCCUCUUGCAUUGACUGGUUUCCACCUAUGGUUUAAAGAAGCCAUUCCCUUGUGGCUACAGAAGACCUACACAAUAGCUCUAGAAAGGACCCAAAGAGCCAUCCAAGUGGACCAGUUGACACCACUGGGAGACCUGAAUAAACACAGUACAUCCAUUGUUGACCUAUCCACUUGUUAUGCUCAGAUGGUGAAGACCUGGCAACAGCUGGAUUGGCCUGAUCCUGAGGAGGCCUUUAUGAUCAUGGUGAAAUUUGUCGAGGACACGUGUAAACUUGCUCUGAUGUACUGUCAGAUGAUCAAAGGAAGGGCAGAGGCAUUGUCUUCCAAUCAAAGUGACGCAGGACAAGCAGCAAACAGGCUCUGUGUUGUGGUGAACAACAUUGAGCAGCUCCGGAUGAUGAUCCUGAAGUUGCCCAAUCAGCUGAACUGGGCAUGCUUGGAACAGAACGCCGGACCUGUCAUUACCCCCGAGCAGAUCCAGCACACGCUGCAUCAUCAGCUUCAGGCUUCUAUUUCCUGCCUCAACAAUGAGAUCCGAAGAGUGGUGCAGACUCUGGGAAUCAAAAUGGAUGCUAGAAUUGCCCAACACAUCCAGGAACUGUCUGUUUGCAGUGACGCUGAUAACCCAGAGGAUUGCAUCACACCUUUAAUGAGAUUCUUGGAGUAUGAGCUUCAGUAUCUAAACAUGAACCUUGUCCAGGAAAAUUUUAACAGUCUUCUGGAGCUUCUGUGGAAUCACACCUUGGACUUGCUAAAAGACGCUACAAAACACCAAGUUGGAAAAUUGGACUACUUUAGGAAAUUCCAAUUUGCCCUCCAGAGCUUGGAACUUUGCUUUUAUGGAGAAGGCUGUGGACUAUCCAAAGAGGCCCUUCACACACCAGCUUUUAUAGCUCUGGAGAAAGAGUUGGAUCUUUGCUCCUCCACCAGCAGAAAACUUAUUGAAAAGUAUUUCAGUGCUCGAAUCCAGCAGCAGGAAGAGGCCACUCCUGAAAAAUAUGGUGCUGUGACUAUCAAAGCUUUUUACCGUCACUCAGAACAAAAACUGUACGUUGAAGUACUCAAUGCGGUUAAUCUUCUUCCCAUGGACUCAAAUGGCUUAAGUGACCCCUUCAUCCAACUCACUCUGGAGCCACAUCAUGAGUUCCCUGAGAUUGCAACACGGACAACUGAGUGCAUAAAGAACAAUCUCCACCCUCUGUUUGAUGAAGACUUUGAGUUUUUGGUUCCUCCAGAAAAAUGUCAGCAAGAUGGAGCAUGUCUGCUGCUUACAGUGUUUGACUAUGACACCUUGGGAAAAAAUGACCUGGAAGGAGAAGCUUUCCUCCCACUCUGCAGGGUCUUGGGACUGAAUGAGCCUGAAGAGUCAAUCAACCCAUCCAGAGUACCACAGAUCCGUUUAUCCUUAACUCAUCCGGGAACUGCUGGCAAUGACAUCCUGAAGCUCCUGGGGACCCGGAAAGGAGACAAGGAAGCACAAGCCUUUGUGAAGCUACGCAGACAAAGAGCAAAGUAUUCCAAGGAGCUGGCAUGAUGCAGUCAAGCAAAAUGGGUUAAAGCACAGGUUGAACCAAGGUACAGCAGAAGUUCUGCUGCCAUGGCAACAGCUGAUCAUACGGGAGUGUAGGAAGCCACGAGGCUCUUGUUCUUCCUCCUGUUGGCUUUGAUGCAACAAACCAGACACUGGAGGCUCUUUAUCUGUGCAAAUUGAAACUGCCGGUUGUGUUUCAAUGAACAACUGAUGUAUUUUCAUUCAAGAGACAAUAGCAAGGAGCCAUCCCACCCAGCCCACUCCCCACUCAAUAUUCUUUCUUUGCUGCAGGAGUUUGAAAAGUACAAAAAAGAAGGGGAAUGUCGAAACCUGCUGCAGGCUGUCCUAAGCUGAUCUACGCCCGUCAUUAUGUGUGCAAUGCAGCUCUGCUGGGAAGAACCAGGCUGUUUGAGUAGUGAAGCUUGUGAUGAGCCUCUUGUGGACCUUCUGCAGGAAAUUUUUACUCUGUGCUCCAGAUGGCACGGGAAAGGGGCUCCCGAGGGAAAGAAAAUAAACAUUUUGG